This is a messenger RNA of Haliaeetus leucocephalus (bald eagle), 971 nucleotides long. RefSeq names its product retinol dehydrogenase 5 (11-cis/9-cis) (gene RDH5). Bases 12 to 971 code for a protein of 319 amino acids. The transcript is spliced from 4 exons. Lineage: Eukaryota; Metazoa; Chordata; Aves; Accipitriformes; Accipitridae. The record is from RefSeq and is a predicted model, not a curated record.
AGACCCCCACCAUGUGGCUGUACCUCUUGCUGGCGGCACUGGCCUGGGUGCUGGGCUGGCUGGUGCGGGACCGCCGGACCCUGCCUUCCGUCAAGGACAAGCAUGUCUUCAUCACGGGCUGCGACAGCGGCUUCGGCAACCUGCUGGCACGGCGACUGGCCCACCGGGGCUACCGGGUGCUGGCCGCCUGCCUGACCCAGAAAGGGGCCGACAGCCUCCAGCGGGGCUGCUCCGGUCACCUCCGCACCACCCUGCUCGAUGUCACCCGCUCCGACAGCAUCCGUCAGGCCGUCGAGUGGGUGCGGGCAGAGGUGGGCGAGAAAGGUCUCUUUGGGCUGGUGAACAACGCCGGGGUGGCCAACCCCAUCGGCCCCACGGAGUGGAUGAGGAUGGAGGACUACCGCCAGGUCAUGGCCGUCAACGCCUUCGGGGCCAUCGAGGUGACGCUCCAGUUCCUGCCCCUGCUGAAACGGGCGAGGGGCCGGGUGGUGAACACCUCCAGCGUGCUGGGUCGCCUCUCCGCCAACGGCGGUGGCUACUGCAUCUCCAAAUACUGCAUCGAGGCCUUCUCCGACAGCCUGCGGCGUGACAUGUACCACUUCGGGGUGAAGGUCAGCAUCGUGGAGCCCGGCUUCUUCAAGACGGCGGUGACCAACUUGGAGAGCAUCGAGGCGUCCCUGCGCCAGCUCUGGGACCGCCUGGCACCUGAGACACGGCUCAGCUACGGCGAGGAUUUCUUCCACAAGUACCUCAAGGUGCAGCGGCUCAUCAUGAACGUCAUCUGCGACGCCGACCUCAGCAAGGUGACCCGCUGCAUGGAGCACGCGCUGGGCGCCCGGCACCCACGCACCCGUUACAGCGCUGGCUGGGAUGCCAAACUGCUCUGGCUGCCUGCCUCCUACCUGCCCGCCUGCCUCGUCGACUUCGCCCUGGCCACCAUCCUGCCCAAGCCGGCCCACCGCGUCCGCUAG